AUGAGGCCACCGCCCGUCGCCCGCUGCCCCGGGCUUCUACUGCGGAAACCCUGGAGGGGCUUCUUGCCGCUCCUCCUGGCUCUCUUCGUGGGCAUGGGUCAUGCCCAGAGGGACCCAGUGGGGAGAUACGAGCUGGCUGGCAGGGACAUGAAUCGGCUGAGGCGCCCCGGGGGCGGCCACUCCGCGGCGACUGCAGGGAAGGUGUACAGUCUGUUCCGGGAGCAGAACGGGUCCGUCCCGGGCUUGCCGUCCCAGGAGCGGGCCCAGCCGGGCUGGGGGAGCCGCAGAAAUCCCGCCGAGGCUGAGGCUAGGAGGCCGCCCAGCGCGCAACAGCUGCGCGGAGUCCAGCCACCUGCGCAGCAGCGGAGACGCAGCCCCCCGGGCCAGCAGCAGCCCACAGCCUGGUCCCGGGCCGCCCCGGCUCUGCCGCGCCUCCGGACCUCGCAGCGGCCCGGGGCUGCGCCCCCAACCCCGCCGCGAAGGCGGCUUACGGGGAGAAAUGUCUGCGGGGGACAGUGCUGCCCAGGAUGGACGACAGCAAACAGCACCCACCACUGUAUCAAACCCGUUUGCCAGCCGCCAUGCCAGAACAGGGGCUCCUGCAGCCGGCCCCAGCUCUGCGUCUGCCGCUCAGGCUUCCGCGGAGCCCGCUGCGAGGAGGUCAUUCCAGAGGAGGAAUUCGACCCCCAGAACUCCAGGCCAGCACCCCGACGCUCAGCCAGCAGUUCCCCCAAUCUGCGCAGGAGCAGUGCAGCCAGAGAAGGCACCGUGGCUAGAACGCAGCCACUGGCAACACAGCUGCCACUGGCCAGGACUUUGCCCCCAAGUGGGACCCUGAGUAGGCUCAGCCAGACCCGACCCUCCCAGCAGCAGGUGGGGCUGUCCCGGACUGUCCGACGUUACCCGGCUGCUGCUGCCAGUGGUCAGCUGACUUCCAAUGCCCUGCCCGCGGGACCAGUCCUUGAACAGAGGCAUGGCGCCCAGCAGGCAGCAUAUCCGGGCCACCUCUCAUCCUCCUGGGGGCUGAACCUCACGGAGAAAAUUAAGAAGAUCAAGAUUGUCUUCACUCCCACCAUCUGCAAGCAGACCUGUGCCCUUGGGCACUGUGCCAACAGCUGUGAGCGUGGCAACACCACCACCCUGUACAGCCAGGGCGGCCAUGGGCAUGACCCCAAGUCUGGCUUCCGCAUCUAUUUCUGCCAGAUCCCCUGCCUGAACGGAGGCCACUGCAUCGGCAGGGAUGAGUGCUGGUGCCCUGCCAACUCCACCGGCAAGUUCUGCCACCUGCCUAUCCCGAAGCCAGACAAGAAGCCUCCAGAGGGGGUCUCCCACCACAGUACCCUGCUGGAAGCCCCCCUGAAGCAGUCCACCUUCACAUUACCUCUUUCCAACCAGCUCGCCGCCGUGAACCCCUCCGUGGUGAAGGUGCACAUCCGCCAUCCGCCUGAGGCCUCCGUGCAGAUCCAUCAGGUGGCGCGGGUGCGGGGCGGGGCCAAGGAGGCCACAGAGGACAACAGCGUGGAGACCAGGCCCUUGCUCCGGCUCCCCGCCAUCCCCGGCCGCAGCCACUGGGACAGCAACAGCAUCCUCACUCGCUCUGGAGAGCCCGCUCGGCCACCGCCCCCCGCGGCACCCAGGCCCUGGGGACUACUGGGCCGGUGUUACCUGAGUGCUGUGAACGGGCAGUGUGCCAACCCCCUGCUGGAGCUGACGUCCCAAGAGGAUUGCUGUGGCAGCGUGGGAGCCUUCUGGGGGGUGACCUCAUGCUUCCCAUGCCCGCCCAGACCAGCCUCCCCGGUGAUUGAAAAUGGCCAGCUGGAGUGUCCCCAGGGUUACAAGAGACUGAACCUCACUCACUGCCAAGAUAUCAACGAGUGCUUGGUCCUGGGCCUCUGCAAGGACUCGGAGUGCGUGAACACCAGGGGCAGCUACCUCUGCACGUGCAGAUCUGGCCUCAUGCUGGACCCGUCUCGGAGCCGCUGUGUGUCGGACAAAGCUGUCUCCAUGCAGCAGGGACUGUGCUACCGGUCGCUGGGGCCUCACACCUGCACCCUGCCUUUGGUCCAGAGGAUCACCAAACAGAUAUGCUGCUGCAGCCGUGUAGGCAAAGCAUGGGGCCCUGGGUGUGAGAAAUGCCCCCCUCCUGGCACAGAGGCCUUCAGGGAAAUCUGCCCGGCUGGCCAUGGCUACACCUACUCAAGCUCAGACAUCCGCCUGUCCGUGAGGAAAGCUGAGGAGGAGGAACUGGCCAGGCCCUCCAGGGAGCAAAGGCCAAAGAGCAAUGGGACCCUACCUGGGUCAGCGGAGAGGCAGCCACUCCGGGCAGCCACCAGCACCUGGCUCGAGGCUGAGACCAUCCCUGACAAGGGUGACUCUCAGGAUGGCCAGGUCACGACCAGUGUCACCCCUGCACCUAUCUGGGUCCCAGGUGAGGCAACCACGCCACCACUACCCGCACAGGUGAUUACAGAGACCUGGGAAGAACAGCAAGUGACCUCCCUCACCGACGUGCUGGUGACCCUGAGCCCCCCAGUCAUUGAUAGAUGUGCCACGGGAGCCACCAACAUCUGUGGCCCUGGAACCUGCGUGAACCUCCCAGAUGGAUACAGAUGUAUCUGUAGCCCCGGCUACCAGCUACACCCUAGCCAGGCCUACUGCACAGACGACAACGAGUGCCUGAGGGACCCCUGCGGGGGAAAAGGACGCUGCGUCAACCGUGUGGGCUCCUACUCCUGUUUCUGCUACCCUGGCUAUAUGCUGGAUACCUUGGGGGCCACGCAGGAGUGCCAAGAUAUAGACGAGUGUGAACAACCAGAGGCGUGCACCGGGGGGCGGUGCACCAACACCGAGGGUUCAUAUCACUGCGAGUGUGACCAGGGCUACAUCAUGGCCAGGAAGGGACACUGCCAAGAUAUUGAUGAAUGCCGUCACCCUGGCACUUGCCCUGAUGGGAGAUGCGUCAACUCCCCCGGCUCCUACACUUGUCUGGCCUGUGAGGAGGGCUACAGGGGACAAAGCGGGAGCUGUGUAGAUGUGAAUGAGUGUCUGACUCCAGGGGUCUGUGCCCACGGAAGGUGCAUCAACCUGGACGGCUCCUUUAGAUGCUCUUGUGAGCAGGGUUACCAGGUCACCUCAGACGAGAAAGGCUGCCAAGAUGUGGAUGAGUGCGCCAGCCGGGCUGCAUGCCCCACUGGCCUCUGCCUCAACACCGAGGGCUCCUUCGCCUGCUCAGCCUGUGAGAGCGGGUACUGGGUGAACGAAGACGGCACUGCUUGUGAAGACCUAGACGAGUGUGCCUUUCCGGGAGUCUGCCCAUCAGGAGUCUGCACCAACACUGUUGGCUCCUUCUCCUGCAAGGACUGCGAAAGAGGCUACCGGCCCAGCCCUCUGGGCCACACCUGUGAAGAUGUGGAUGAGUGUGAAGACCCCCAGAGCAGCUGCCUGGGAGGCGAGUGCAGGAACGUGGCUGGCUCCUACCAGUGCCUCUGCCCCCAAGGCUUCCAGUUGGCCAACGGCACCGUGUGUGAGGACGUGGACGAGUGUGUGGCAGAGGAGCACUGCGCACCACGCGGCGAAUGCCUCAACAGCCAUGGGUCCUUCUUCUGUCUCUGUGCACCCGGCUUUGCCAGCGCAGCGGGGGGCACGAGCUGCCAGGAUGUGGACGAGUGUGCAGCAACAGACCGGUGUCUGGGAGGACACUGUGUCAACACUGAGGGCUCCUUCAACUGUCUGUGCGAGACUGGCUUCCAGCCCUCCCCAGAGACUGGGGAGUGUGUGGAUAUUGACGAGUGUGAGGACUACAGCCACUCUGUGUGUGGAGCCUGGAAGUGUGAGAACAGCCCUGGCUCCUUCCGCUGUGUCCUGGGCUGCCAGCUGGGCUUCCACAUGACCCCAACUGGAGACUGCAUUGACAUAGACGAGUGUGCCAACAACAGUGUGUGUGGGAGCCACGGCUACUGUGACAACUCCGACGGCUCCUUCCGCUGCCUCUGUGACCAGGGCUUCGAGACCUCGCCCUCGGGCUGGGACUGUGUUGAUGUGAAUGAGUGCGAGCUCAUGCUGGCCGUGUGUGGGGCUGCUUUCUGUGAGAACGUGGAGGGCUCCUUCCUGUGUCUCUGCCCCAGCGACCUUGAAGAGUACGACGCUCAGGAGGGGCGCUGCCGUCCACGGGUGGCUGGAGGUCAGAGUAUCCCUGAGGCCCCGACAGUGGACCACCCCACGGGCCCCAUCCGCAUGGAAUGCUACUCUGGACAGAGGGGCCAGCCUCCCUGCUCGAGAGUCCUGGGCCGGAACACCACGCAGGCCGAGUGCUGCUGCACCCAGGGCGCCAGCUGGGGAGACACCUGUGAGCUCUGCCCAUCUGAGGACUCAGUGGAAUUCAGCGAGAUCUGCCCCAGUGGUAAAGGCUAUAUCCCUGUGGAAGGAGCCUGGAUGUUUGGACAGACUACGUACACAGAUGCUGACGAGUGUGUGAUGUUCGGGCCGGAUCUCUGCCAGAACGGCCGGUGCCUCAACACGGUGCCCGGCUACACCUGCCUGUGCGAUCCAGGCUACAGCUACGAUGCCGCCCGCAAGAAGUGUGAGGAUCACGAUGAGUGCCAGGCCAUGGCCUGUGAGAAUGGCGAGUGUGUGAACACGGAAGGCUCUUUCCACUGCUUCUGCAGCCCACCCCUCAUCCUGGACCCCAGCCGGCAGCGCUGUGUGAACGGCUCCAGCAGCAUGGAUGACCUUCCUGACCAUGAUAUCCACACCGACAUCUGCUGGAAAACAGUCACGAAUUACAUGUGCAGCCAACCCCUGCGUGGGCGCCGCACCACCUACACGGAAUGCUGCUGCCAGGACGGCGAGGCCUGGAGCCAGCAGUGUGCCCUGUGCCCCCCCAGGAGCUCUGAGGUCUAUGCUCAACUGUGCAACGUGGCCCGGAUCGAGGCGGAGCGAGAGGCCGGAGUCCACUUCCGGCCAGGCUAUGAAUAUGGCCCCGGGCCUGAUGACCUGCACUACAGCCUCUAUGGCCCCGACGGGGCCCCCUUCUACAACUACCUGGGCCCUGAGGACAACAUCCCUGAGCCAUCCUUUCCCAACAUGGCCAGCCACCCAGGGGACUACACACCCAUCUUUGAGUCUCCCCUGCAGCCUCCAGAAGCCCAGCCCCGCUAUGUGGCCAGCCAUCCAGAGCACCAGGCCGGCUUCGAAGGGCUUCAGGCAGCGGAGUGCGGCAUCCUGAAUGGCUGUGAGAAUGGCCGCUGUGUGCGUGUGCGGGAGGGCUACACCUGCGACUGCUUCGAGGGCUUCCAGCUGGAUGCGGCGCACAUGGCCUGUGUGGAUGUGAAUGAGUGUGAGGACUUGAACGGGCCUGCCGCGCUCUGUGCCCAUGGCCACUGCGAGAACACAGAGGGCUCCUACCGCUGCCACUGCACCCCAGGUUAUGUGGCCAAGGCAGACCCCCCACACUGCGCUGCCAAGGAGUAG
Trichechus manatus latirostris (Florida manatee) is the source of this 5469-nucleotide messenger RNA. RefSeq names its product latent transforming growth factor beta binding protein 2 (gene LTBP2). Gene Ontology annotation, molecular function: calcium ion binding. NCBI's taxonomy places the organism in Eukaryota, Metazoa, Chordata, Mammalia, Sirenia, Trichechidae. The transcript is spliced from 38 exons. The coding region runs from base 1 to 5469 and encodes 1822 amino acids. The record is from RefSeq and is a predicted model, not a curated record.